GCCAGUUUCCCGAGCCAUCAUCCAGGCGUGCACGGACGAGAUCAGGAAGCUCGGGGGCAGGUCCUGGCUCUACGUGCAGGCCAUGGGCACGGACCCGGGCGACCUGGAGGCGCAGGCGGGCUUCACCGUGAUCGGGAAGCACCGCAUCAACGACGAGGUGCUGCUCGACGUGGACAUGCUGGGCAACUUCAAGAGCCGCAUGCCGGACGGCUCCAUCGUCGCCGACUUCCUGCGGGCGGCGAGCCCGCAGCUGCGGGCCCAGGGCCUGGCGCAGACCUGCAACUUCGUGGACGGCUACGGCUGGGACGCCUCCCUCGUCGGCGGCACCGGAUGGAGCUCCCGGGUCAUUUCUUUCCCUUAUUGGGAGGUGUGGACCCUGCCAGCGGUCGAGGACAGGUUCUUCGAGGAGGUUGCGCCCCUCGGCAGCGUGCUGUCCUGCUUCCCCGGGAAGGACUCCGAUCACGAGGGCGAGGUUCAGAACGGGGACGCUGUUGGCGUUUGGCCGCUGGACCUCCUGAUCGGCAGGUGGCGCAAAGCGCGCUGCCACGGCAGCGCCUACCUGGCAAUCGGGGACGGCGACCGCCACGUGCAGUUGGAGUAUCUCCCAGACAGCUCCGACAUCAACGAGGCCGACGUGGCAAAGAGGGAAGUCUUCGCUCGCCCCUGCGGGCGCGGCGGCAGCGAGGGGGCCAGCGACGCGCAAGCACCUCCCGAUGGCCAGACCGCCGUCGGGCCCGCCCGUGGCGUGCCCAUGGACCCACUGCGAGGCGAGUACGGGUUCCUGACAGACUUUGGAACCGUCUCGGAGUCCGAGGCGCGCGCCAGGGUGCGGGGCAUGGUCGAGUCGUUCGGCAUCCUGGAGUUCCAGUUCUUCGACGCCUUCAAGGGCUACUCUCAGCCGCCCGGGGCGGACGAGGAGGAGUGGGUCAACGUCGCCUUCAACCGCUCGAUCAAGCGGAGCGUCGUGAGGGCGUACGUCGACGAGAUCAGGUCUCUCGGCGGGCGGUCGUGGCUGUACCUGCAGGCCAUGGGCACCGACCCCGACGAUGGCGAGGCGCAGGAGGGCUUCGAAGUGGUCGGGGCACACAUGCUGGGCGACCGUCGGCUGCUCGACGUGGUGCUGCCGAGCGCGCCGUGGGCGGCGAGGAUCGCACCCCGGUGGGCGGCCUUCGCCGCCUCGCUGGGCUUCUCGGGCGUCCACUGGGACACGACCUCGGACACGAUGCCCGUGCCGCCCAGCCCCGGCGGCGGGGGCCCCGCCGCGGGCGCCGCGGCCCUCGGGGCCUUCCUGCGGGAGGCCCUGGGCCACCUGCGGCAGCGGGGCCUGGCGCAGGCGUGCACCUUCACCCGCAGCUGGCCAUGGGACCCCGCGCUCGCGGGCGGCGCGGGCUGGAGAGCAGCAGCCUCGUGGCCUUCCCCCACUGGGUGGCCUGGAGCCUACCGGCAGACGAGGACACCUUCUUCGAGCAGGUGGCGCCCAG
This is a messenger RNA of Prorocentrum cordatum, 1481 nucleotides long. The record is from the annotation of a GenBank genome assembly. Lineage: Eukaryota; Dinophyceae; Prorocentrales; Prorocentraceae.